Molecule: messenger RNA, 666 nt
Organism: Letharia columbiana
Lineage: Eukaryota; Fungi; Ascomycota; Lecanoromycetes; Lecanorales; Parmeliaceae
Exons: 1
Coding region: 1-666 (221 amino acids)
Source: RefSeq, a predicted model, not a curated record
AUGACCGAAAAGACCACUCCGCUUAAUCUUCCAUUUGAGUUGAGGCAACAGAUAUGGAGAGAAGUAAUUGGACACCACAAAUACCUCCAUAUUCGAAUACUCCAUUCCCUAGAUGACCGCUCCUCACAGCGGUUGAAACAUUCUGUAUGUGCUAGGGAUUCUCCUGAGAUAUAUGGACAUAAGGCCCUUCCCAAUACCAGCUCCUCCAUACCUAUUCACGUCGGCGACCUCAAGCAAUCAAUCCCUAUGUGUCUUAAUCGCCAAAAAAGAUUACGCAACGACGUCCCUCAAGUGUCACUCAGGUUUCUCCAAACAUGCCGUCAGGUACAUGGCGAAGUGGAGCGGCUAGUAUACACGACGAGCACGUUCUCCUUCGGUCGUCCGGUGCUACUUUGGGAUUUUGGAUCAGCCCUCACAACAACUCAGAAGUGGUCUCUUCACAAGGUCCAUCUUAUUAUCAAAAACCGCCUCUUCACAGCCGAGGAUUUCCAUGAUUACAGUACUAUGGUUUCUGCAAUUGCAAUACUGUAUGGGCUCAAAAGCUUGCAUGUCUGCGUCGAUAUGUUAGACCAGGUGGACAAGUAUUUGGCGACAGGUAUACGUCAAUCGCUCAAGAUGACGAAAGUGUCGGUGACUAUUGUGUUGUCGGAUGGAGAAAGUUUAUGA